UGUUGAGGGCAAUUCUGUGUGCCCCCCAGAGCGCUCCGCGUUGCCUCAUAAAUCCCGCCAGGAACGGCGGAAUCUGUCUGGAAAUGGCGGGAUGGAGCCUAAAUCAACUGGGGAUGGAUCCUAAAUCCCCUGGGAUUGAGCCAAAGCGCCCAAAUCCUGGCGCUUCCAUGGAUAAGGGCGGUACUGGAAAGGGCGGGCGCCCAGCCCCUUUCCGGCUCUUCCUGAGGCGGCUCCGCUAUUUGCUUAGCGCCGUUCCCGGGGCCGGUUCUGGGCCGGGAUUGGCACUGGUCUCGGGGCUCCUUCGCCACCGCAGCGUCCCCAAGGUGUCCCCAAGGUGUCACCAGUGACCAUGGAGCCCAAAGAGCUGUCCCCGGCCCUGCUGCAGCCACAGGUCACUGUGAUGGCCACCCUGGGCGAGCUGGUGGCCCUCCUGCCCAGAUGGGAGGGGAUUCUGCUGCUGAACGACUUCGGAAACUGCGUGUACAGGGACCUGAAGGAUUUCAUUGAGAACCUCCAGGUCACCCUGCACCGCACUGAGGGCACCUGGUGGUACCGCCAUGUCAACUCUGAUGAUGAUGACUCUCUCAUCCCCCUGAGCCAGGCCCUGGCUGCCUGGGAGAGCACCCCAGGGACCACCCAGUUCUGUGUGAUAGGGGCAGCCAACAAGUGGCAGGAGUCGGUGUCACUGCUUGUGAAAAGCUGGGCCAAGCUGGCCGGGACAGCCACCAAGCUGCGCAAUGCCUGCAGGGAUUUGGCCACCAAAGUGGCUGACAGGGUGGCCAGCACUGACACCCGGCCCAGGGAGAUGCAGGCCAUGGCUGCCCGUUAUGGGACAGCUCAGGAAAACAUGGGGAAGCUGGGUCAGGCCUUGGGCAGGAAGGAGGAGGCUGAGAUGGUGGCCGGGCAUGAAGCGCAGGGGAGGGGACAUGCCAUGGAGGCUGCCAGCAAGGCCACCACGGAGAGACAGCGGGUGGAGGCGUCCCUGGGGCUGCUGCAGCGCUUGGUGGCCGCGUGUGACGAAGCCACCGUGCUCCCCCGCGACCUGCGGCGCCUGAUGAAGGUCAUCAAGGCUGCCCUGGAGAGGACAGAUGAGGCGUCCCACAAUGUCCGCAAGGACUUGGUGGCCAAGGUGGCUGAGGCCGAGCGGCUGUGUGAGGCCAACGCCCGCCUGGUCAAGGGUCACCUGGAGGGGACACUUGAGGCCAUCAAGUUCUUGUUCGAUGGUGAUCCCAUCAGCUCCAGUGCCUGUGGGGUCGCCGAGCGCUGCCAAAGAGCCAUCGAGGACAUCCCAAGGCUCCUUCGACCCCCGGAGUGUCCCCAGAGAAUCCCCAAGGUGUCCCCAAUGAGCAUGGAGCCCCAAAAGGUGUCACCUCCACAGCUGCAGGUGGUGGUGGCCGUGGUGGCCACCCUGGGCGAGGUGGUGGCCACUGUGACGGGGCCACACUGGGGCAAGUUCCCAGACUCCCUGUAUGAGAGCCUGAAGAGAUUCACCCGGAGCCUCCGUGCAAUCCUGAACCAAGGUGAUGUCACCUCCCUGGGCCACUGUGGUGUCCCCUCCCUGAGAAGGGCCCUGGCCACCCUCUGGGCCACCUCCAGGAUCACCUGGGCCAAUGUGAGAGCUGCAGCCAGCACCUGGCGGGAGUUGGUGGCCAAGCUCGUGGACAGCUGGGACUGGCUGGCCAGGGAGGCCACCAAGCUCCGUGACAACCACAGGAAGGUAAUCACGGACCAGCAGCUGAUGGUGUCCCUGGACGAGGAGGAGGUGACCUGGCAAAUGGCCACACACAGUGCCCGGGUGGCAGCAGCCGCCAAUAAAACCAGGGCAGAGGCUGGAGUGGCCACCAGGAGGGGACAUUGGUCAGAGUUGGCCCUGGAGCCGCUGCAGCGCUUGGUGGCUGUGUGUGAUGGAGCCAUCUUGUUCAACUGGAACAUGGAGUGGCAGCUCAGGGACAUCGAGGUCCUCCUGAAGGGGAUAAAUGAGGCAUCCCCUGAUGUCCUUCAGGCCUUGAUGGCCAAAGUGGCCAAGUUUGAGCAGCUGUGGGAGGCCAGCACGCACCUGGUCAAGGAGCACCUUCUGGGGACACUUGAGGUCAUUGACAACAUCCUCUUGAGUCCCUAUGUUGUCCUGGAUGGCCCUGGCAGACGCGCAGUGGCCGAGCGGUGCCAAAAAGCCUGGGAAGACAUCCCAAGGCUGCUGCAGGAAAGUUUCACAUAGGGGCAAUGACAUCAUUGGAGACAUCGCUGCUGUCACCUGUGCCCUCCCCGUGUAGAAUUUGAGACAGAUUUGGGGAAUUUUACAGGGAAUUUUCAGUGAUACUGUCCCAAAUUCUGUUGGGAAUUCCUGGAGUGAUGUCACAGGGAGAGGGGACAUGGCUGAAUGAGUCCCCUCAAGAGCUUCCAGCUUUCCACUGUGCAGCAGAGCCAGGUCAUAAAUUGCAAAUUUAUGAUUGGCUUCUGCAAUUCUGUAUUGGCUUCUGCAGUUUUGUAUUGCCUUUUUGCACUUUUUUAUUGCCUUUUGCACUUUUGUAUUGUCUUUUACACAUUGUUAUUGAUCUGCGUCAAUUUGAUAUGGUAUUUGAUACUGAUAUUGAUUAUCGGUGAUUCCUUGUAGCUGCUGGUUGGUGCAAUGUAAUCUAUCAGAUCCUUUGUGCACUGUACAGCUUAUAAAUUAAUUAAUUAAUUAAUUAAUUAAUUAAUAUUCUCUUUCAGACUGGGCUGAUCUGAGCUCUGUGUCAGACACAUCACUUGACCCCAUCGAGAGAUAAGUGGUCAAUAAAUCCACCUACAUGUUCCCUGAGGGGAGCACAGUGAGGGAGCUGCUUCAAGGCGCUGUCACUGAGAUAUUUCCCCUUGAAAAUCCUGGGUGGGAGGCAAAUACACCCAAGCAGAUGGCAAAAUUAAAAUGAUAUCAAAGCCUUGUGGUAUGGGGGUGAAAACAUGUGGUCUCUAAAGCUGUGAAUUGGUCAAAGCUUUACCAAGUGAGGCAAAAUUAUGAUGAAUCACCCACUGAUUUUUUAAACAGGUGGAGAGAAAAUGCCAUCAAGUAUACUGAUGAAUCAGCUGAUGGUAAAGCACACCUGGUUUUGUUUUGUGUCGGUCAGGCUUCAAAUGACAUAAGAAAAGAUAAAGGGAGUUCAAGACAUGGAUAAACUGCUGGAGGUUGCCUGGAAGGUGUUUUCAGACAGAGGCCCAACUGAAAGAGUUAAUCCCAACCUGGCAAGAACGCAACUCCGGAAAAGUGACCCAAGAAAGCUUCCCCUAUGGAGAAGGCUCACAGUGCAUCCUGUAAGAAAUGGGGGCAUUGGAAAAAGGACUGUCCGGUGCUGAAAGAAAAAUCAUCAGUCCCUGUUGUAGCAGCGGUCCCCAGUGGGGAAUAAUGAGCAUUGACUCCAUGAUUGCAGCAGGCUGAUCAAUCACUUUGUUAUACCAUCCUUUACUACUAAGAAAAACCCAUGGCCCUUGCCUGACAGUCACAACACACAUGUGGAUGCAAUCGGUCAAUCAAGCCAAACAACCAUCACCAGUGGCCAGUUGUUCUGGUUUGAAAGCAAAAGCAGUGAGAGACUCCAAGUCAGAAAUACAAGUUUUUACACAAAGGGAAAAAACCCCAAAAUACAUGAACCACAAAAGAAAAAUAUACAUAAAUGUAUAAUGCACAUAAUAAUGUAUAUAAAAAAUAUAUAGAUGUAUAGAUAUAUAUAUAUAGAUAUAUAUAUAUAAAAUACAGAAUGAAACCUUACACACAGAUCUCAUUAAAAUUAGGUCUCUUUGUGGUACACAAGGGGUUUCCCCAUCCUUCUGCAUUACCCACCCAGAGUAACCAGGUCCUUCAGCAGAAACGUUGGUGUACUACGUUGGGCGCCAAAAUUAUGUUCUGGUUUGAAAGCAAAACCAGUGAGACACUCCAAGUCAGAAAUACAAUUUAUUAGAAAAAGGAAAAAAAACCCCAAAAGACAUGCAAUAAUACAAAAUAAAACUACUGACAGAGUCAGAAUAUAUCCUGACACCCUGCUGGUUAGGGCACUGGUAGCAGUUGAGAUGAAAUGGUCUUGUUGAAGUGGUGAUCCUGUAGAAACGAUCUGGUAGCUCUUGUCCUCUGGAAACCAGUGGGUAAGGGCUGCCUGUUCUGUCCCAAAUCCCAGAUUAUAUCCAGGUGGGGAUGCUGAGCUCCUCCCCCCUGGGCAGAGCAUCUCCCAAUGGGCUGAUAUCAUUCUGAAUCAUGAUUGGUCCUUGAUGACCCAUUAAACAGAAAUGGCUUCCUGAGGGAGUUAUCUCUGAGUCAUGGGGCAAGGGAUUGAGGGGCCCAUUCACAGGAGAUAAGGAAAAAACAAUGCCUCUGCUCGUCUGAACAGCUCUUGAGGAUGGGAAUGGAAUAAAUCUUUAUGUUUUAACCUAGGACAUAAUCCACCCCUUAUCCUAUUGCCAUCUAUACCCAAACCAAUGUUCUGUUACAGUUAUAUAUAUCUAUAAUGCAAAAUGAAACUUUAUACACAGUUCUUACUUAAAUAUAAGUCUCCUGGUGGUACACAAGGGGUUUCCCCAUCCUUCUGCAUUACCCAAUGAGUGGAACCAGGUUCUUGAGAAAAAAACCUUGCUGCCCCACUUUGGGUGUCAAAAUUAUGUUCUGGUUAGAAAGCAAAACCAGUGAGAGACUCCAGGCCAGAAAUAAAAUUUAUUAGGAAAAGGAAAAAAACCCAAAAAUACAUGCAAUAGUACAAAAUGAAACCACUGAUAGAGUCAGAAUGCAACCUGACACCCUGCUAGUUAGGGUGGUGGUAGCAGUCCAGAUGAAACGGUCUUGUUGAAGUGGUGAUCCCGUAGAAAAGAUCUGGCAGCUCUUGUCCUCUGGAAACCAGUGGGUAAGGGCUGCCUUCUGUCCCAAAGCCCAGAUGAUAUCCAGGUGGGGAUGCUGAGCUCCUCCCCACUGGGCAGAGCAUCUCCCGUGGGCUGAUUGCAGCGGUGCAGCGGUGGUGUUAGUGUUACUCGCCCAGGCUAGCCGGCCAGCAACCGCUAUCAGCACGGAGGGGCACUUGUCCCGAUAGCUUGGCUUCGGGAGAGCGCCUCAAGCAGACACCCAGCACUAUGGCUGUAGGUGCUGCCAGGUGCGGACGAGACCUGGAAUCACUGUGAUGAACAGGAAUAAAGAGCGCUCUCCGUUUUGGGGCAAAGUCUGGCUUUAAUGGUAUCCAGGGGAGCCAACAAAACGAAGAGGAUUUGACAGUUGAUACAUGUGGUUAUAACGGGAGUGGGUGGUAGGGGUGGAACCGGCACAGAGACCAGUGGGAAUCCAGGCGGGAAAGGGGUACAAGGGAUUGACAUACACAGGAGACCAAUGGGUACAGCCAGAAAGGGGGGGCUCUAGUCCCUGAGUCAAUCACUUAUAACCCUGGAGAGAAGGGAGUUAGCAGGGUGUGACUGGCAGGGCCCUGGGGAAGAGUAGGGGAAAGGAAUACAUUGAGUUGUCAGGGUAACUGGGGAGGAGUAGAACUGGAUACAUUUGGCGCCACGGGGACCAGAAAGAUUGACAUUUAACUGGGAGAGGUGUUGUCUUCAAGGCGUGGCGAUCUGGUUCUUAGUCCGGCAAGGUGGCCCUAACCCCAGGGUCACUCGGUCCAUAUGUUCCUGACACCAAUGUGGUGAACAGCAAAUGGCGUUUAUUGAGGGGUCAUAGGGGUCCUUUAUAGCUUGGGCAGUCAGUGUCAUUUCCUUCUGCUCAUGUCCGGCUGGGUGCGGCCAGGUACGGAGCAAAGGUCUGACUGAAGGGGGCGAUAUCCUGACUGACCGUACAGCCCGAUUUCUUCCGCACGCAUGUCCGUAACUCUCCACAGAGAGGAGGGAGAACCUGGGCAGAACUGUUACAACAUGGUGGGAAACAGAGCAUUCCAACUUCAGACAAAGGGAGAACAAAUCAAGCAAAGGGAGAGUAAAACAAGCACACCACAACAGGCUGAUAUUGUUCUGAGACAUGAUUGGUCCUUGAUUGCCCAUCAAACAGAAAUGGCUCCUGGAGGGAGUUAUCUCUGAGUCAUGGGGCAAGGCACUGAUGGACUCAUUAAUAGGAGAUAAGGAAAAAACAAAGUCCUAUCGCCCUGACUUUUAAGUUUGUCUAAGCCUUCCGAUGUUUACAUUCUUGUAAGGAACUUUCUCACACAAUUUAUGUAAAUAUACCUUAUUGUUUUACAUUCUUUUAUGGAGGAGGAGAAGAAAUUUGAUGGACUGUUGGUUUGUUCAGUGUCAUUGGAGAGGUGGCACUUUCACCCUCCAAUCCACUGUCACUUUUGGAAAUCUGUAAAUGUUGGUGUCAGAAAUUAAAAGUGCUCUAUUUUACCUUG
Molecule: messenger RNA, 6332 nt
Organism: Melospiza melodia melodia
Lineage: Eukaryota; Metazoa; Chordata; Aves; Passeriformes; Passerellidae
Exons: 3
Coding region: 350-2215 (621 amino acids)
Source: RefSeq, a predicted model, not a curated record